AUGAAGAUAAGGAAACUCCCCCGCCUUCCAGAACUGCUUUUACCUUAUGAACCCUCGCGGACCCUGCGCUCCUCUGGCAGCGGGCUCUUAGUCAUUCCCAAAGUCAGGACACACACUCACGGCGAGGCGUCUUUCCAGAACUACGGCCCUCGCCUGGAACAGCCUGCCAGAGGACCUCAGGGCCGCAGAGAACCCCAGAAAGAAGGCAACGCUCUGGAAAAACACCCAUGCUAUCCUGACAUGUGUGAGCUCCUGAGAGAGCUUGAUGCCAUGGCAGCGAAACUCAAAGCCCUGAAAAAUACAGUGAGGAAGAAUCAAAACCAGAUCACAGAACUGCAGGACAAAGAAAGAACCAAGGUGAUCUUCAGUGCAGCAUUAGGAGGGACCGGAGCCUUUGGACCUUUUAACGCCGCCACCACUUUGAAAUACACAGUAGUGAUUACAAACAUCGGCAACGCCUACAAUUCAGCCACAGGUAUUUUCACUGCACCUGUUGCUGGUGUUUAUUACUUUACCUUCUUCGUUCACGCUGAAGGAACACGUCUGAUGCUUCUGGCUCUGUUCAAGAACUCCCAAACUGUGGUCAUGACCCAUGAUCAGGUUACUGGUGCAGACGGUGCUGAUAAUGGAGGAAAUGCAGCGUUCCUGCGGCUGCAGCGGGGAGACCAGGUGUUUGUGCAAAUGUUAGCAAAUUCACAUGUUUGGAGAAACGAAGUUAGUACGACUUUUAGUGGGUUUCUAGUCACUCAGAUGUGAGCAUUAUUUCACUAUUUUCCUUAAAAUAAACUAAAAAUGCUGCCAACUUUCAGGUACUUUUAAAAAAGGGUAAAGGUAAAAAACCUGACCCACAGCACUGAAAUAAAAACAUUAAAUAAAGCAGAGUAAACAGUCUGCUUACAGAAGAAAAGUUUGUCCUCCAUGAAAACUUUUGAACACAGCAAGCAUAGCUUACAUAGCUCUGUUAACUGUGUAACCUACAUAGAUAGGGGCGCUAUGGAGCUAACAGGCUAAAGCUAAACUCACAAAUUAACAACUAUGUGUUUGCUAAACACAUAGAUAUUAAUUUGUGCGAAAGCUUAAAUUGCCAAAGCUCAUGUUGCUAAAGCUAACUUGGCUACAGUGACUUAUGUAUUAUUGUUAAUGAAAUAGCUACCAUUAGCUUUAGCUAUGUUGGCUUUAGCUAAAGCUAAUGAAAGUAAAGUGAGCUAAUGUCUGUGUACUAAAAAAAAUGGGUCUAUUCAAAAUUUUUAUUUCAGAUUUGACCUCUGACCUCAUUCUCUAUUUUGUUUAGGCUGUACUUGCAAAUUACAGCACUUCCUGCUGUGUUGAUUAUGCAAUAUAAAAUCAAGUGAACUAGUGAACUAAUGCAAUGUGUUCACAUAGGAAAUUCACAUUAAGUGUUGUAUCUCAUGCAAAUGAAUGAAUACAUGAUGAAUACGUGUUUAUGGUGUGUUAUAAAGGAUAAUCCGGUGGCUAGGAUGGAAAAAUGUUUUUUCUGACUCCUUGUAAAACAAUCAGUGAAUGACAGUGAUUUAAUUUUAGCUUCGUUUUGAAGACUGAUUAGGACUGACAAUCAUGUAAAUGUCACAACUUUUAUCUUAUAUCUCUGA
Messenger RNA from Cheilinus undulatus (humphead wrasse), 1610 nucleotides. RefSeq lists its product as uncharacterized. The coding region runs from base 1 to 756 and encodes 251 amino acids. The transcript has 5 exons. Lineage: Eukaryota; Metazoa; Chordata; Actinopteri; Labriformes; Labridae. Gene Ontology annotation, molecular function: protein binding. The record is from RefSeq and is a predicted model, not a curated record.